Messenger RNA from Spea bombifrons (plains spadefoot toad), 3323 nucleotides. RefSeq names its product kelch repeat and BTB domain containing 11 (gene KBTBD11). Lineage: Eukaryota; Metazoa; Chordata; Amphibia; Anura; Pelobatidae. The transcript has a single exon. The record is from RefSeq and is a predicted model, not a curated record. Gene Ontology annotation, molecular function: protein binding. The coding region runs from base 567 to 2519 and encodes 650 amino acids.
UAUAAAAGCUGCUUAACUUCUGAAGAGAAUUAUAACUGCCCAGAUAGUGUCACCUUUGAGAUAAUCGAGUGCCACUCAGUCUCACUGCAGUUUAACAGAGGAACAAAGUUGCUAAAAAAAAUCUAAAGGCAUGUUUUUAUGUAAGUGCAGAUACAAAAGUGGAUCAAAAGUGACUCAUUACCGUUAUUAAUCAGAACAUGCUCUAACGUGAACUGGACAGCUUCCCUUACAUUUUGUGUUUUGAAAUAACACUGAUAUAAAUGUUAAGGCCAAAGUGACUUAAUAUCGACAAUUGUAUGUCUUUGGUACUGAUAAUAAAACAAUCAUUACUAAGCAAAUAUUAAAGGGAUGGAAAUAUUUCAAAGUUCAACAGUUCAGUCUUAAUAUGUAACUGCUGCAAACCUGACACACCCCUUAGCCCUGAAGCAGAAGAUCAGCAGUCGGUAAAAGGCUCAGUGUUGAAACAAACCCUAAUUGGUGAAAUGCCAAAGAAAUUGGAGUAAGGCAAGAAAAGAAAGUAAUAUAAGAAAGUUAUGUGAUUUUUUGCCUGGGAAAGCAACAUUGACAUGGAAAACUCAGUGUCCUUUGCAUGUUAUUCAAGCGAUUUGAAUACAAAUGAAGGCAGAUCUGAAACUUUUACACAAAAGACUUCUGAGAUAGAGGACCCCACCGGAGAUUGCGUGGAGAGAAGUGGCAGCUUUAAUUCACUUCAGAACAGCACAAUGGAUAUCAAACGCCACACUGAGGCCAAUGGAGGCUACAGUAUACAAGAUGACAAGUGUGACCCUCUGCAAUCCCCGGGAGAUGAGAAGACCUCUUCGAAGGGUUUCAUCAGUGAUGUAGAUGACAGGUCCUUCUCUGAACCAUUUAGUGAGAGUGGCAUGACGCAGAAUCGGUGGGACAUGAGCAAUGCUACCUCUGAAUCAGAAGAGGAUGGGGAGGCAAGUAGCAUAUCUGAGACUCAUAAGUUUUUUAAUCAGCAGUCUGAGAAAUUGUUAUAUGGAAAAAGGGAAGUAGAUGGCAGUGCUCAGCAAGAGGCCAUGAAUGUCCAUUUAGCCACCCCCGUACCCCAGGCAGAACCUGACCUAGUGAUUGAAGUGGCUGGUGGACAGAGGAUUAAAGCUCAUAAGGCAGUUUUAGCUGAAAAAAGUGACUACUUCAGGGCACGAUCAUCCAGAGACAUCCUAAAAAUAAAGGGUGUGAGCUACCAGACUCUGCGACUGUUGGUCGACUACAUUUAUAGUUCUCAGCUUGUAGUAAAGCUGGAUAAUGUGGUGGAAGUAAUUAGUGGUGCAAAGUUCCUACAAAUACCCUGUGCUGUGCAAUGUGCUAUGGAUAGCAUGCGGUCACAGAUAUCACAGAAAAACUGCUAUCAGGUUCUUUCUAUUGCUAAGAAACAGAGGCUGAAUGAGCUUAAGGAGGCAGCAUACAAGUUUAUGAGUGACCACUUCCUCCUGGUCCUGAAGGACCCAGCAGUCUAUGGGAAGCUUACAGGAGCAGAAAGGGAUCUCAUUUUGCAGAGGAGGAUGGAAGGAAAACAAUACUUGGUGGUGGCAGAAAUAAAUGAUGCUUUUGAGCGUCUGAGCAGUAGUAGUAGACCCCAAAGCAGGGAAAGUAGCAGACCACAGAGCCCUUCUUCAAUGGUUUCCUUGGAGGAGGAUGGGUCAAGUUAUCAGGUACACUGUUACAGUGAAUCGAACAGGUGUUGGAGAUCCCUCACCAGACUGCCAGAGGAAGCGAACACUAAGGGGUGUGGGGCAUGUGUGCUCUAUAAUUACUUGUUUAUUGCUGGUGGUAUUAAAGGUCACGGUGAUAAAGCCAAGUUGUCUGACCAAGUCUUCUGCUACAACCCUUUAACUGACUCUUGGGACAAAGUUCGACCUUUGUCACAACCUCGUUCCCAACUCAAGCUUUUGGCCCUUGAUGGGUACUUGUAUGCUAUUGGAGGAGAGUGCCUUUUUACAGUGGAAAAGUAUGAUCCCCGUAUGGACCGCUGGAGUCCAGUGGCUCCAUUACCAAAGGGUGCGUUUGCAGUAGCGCAUGAAGCCACCACCUGUAAUGGAGAGAUCUAUGUAUCUGGGGGAACACUCUUCUAUCGGCUACUCAAAUAUGAUCCAAAGAGAGAUGAAUGGCAGGAGUGUCCUUACAAUAACAGUCGCAGACGCUCUGCUGGCAUGGUAUCCCACCGAAGUUGCAUCUACCGGUUCGAUGUUAGCCGAGAACAUGGGCUUAGUGUGUUUACCUACAAUUCCAUGGCCAGACACUGGAGUGAAGGUGUUAGUCUGCUACGCCCUGGACCAGGAUCACCAUCACCAAGCCUACCCUUCCGCUGUGCUGUGAUGGGAGGCGACAUCUACUGUGUAAACCGUGCUGGCACAUUACGGAUACCACUUCCCCCUGAGGGGACUGGAGGGGAGAUGGAAAUCUGUGAGCCUGAGCACUUCCCUUCACCAGAAGAAACUAAAGGAGUCCUCUUGCCGUUUAUGCUCACUUUGCCUGAAAGCAAACAAGUCCAUUAAAAAAAGUUCACAUCUGUAUCAUCAAUGCUUUCCAAGCAUACAGCAUUGAGAUAUUUUAAUAUUCCUAGUUAUAUUUUGGGUGCUCCAUUCAGCUUCCAAAUAAACACAGUAUCUAAUACAUGCAUGCCCCUCACUUUGCUGAGCAUGAAUAUGUAUUUCUUUCUUAGUCCCCAUACAUUUUGGGGAAUUUAGGGUGAUUUUAUUGUCAACAAAUCCCAGCGCACAGAUCCGUGUUGGUAUUAACAUGAAGCUUUUUACAAUCCAUGCAUGAUGUUACAUGUUUUGAAAGGAUCCAUACUGUUGGAGUCAAACUCUUUAGUAUCAAGUGGAAACUAGUACCAUGAUGCUCUUUUUAUUGAUGAGAAGAUGCUGCUAAACAUUGGAUGUGAACAUUCAAAACCAGCAUGACAUUAUGCUUUACCUAUUGUCAUUUAAUUGUUCAUUACGUAUAACCCAUUGGUAUUCAAUACACUGGUUCACCUGCAGCUUACAAUGUUUGUAAAUAUUUAAAAGUAAAGCUUAGGUUAAUCAACUACUAUGUGAACCGCAGUUUUCUGGGAUACUAUUAAAAAGUAAUCAGAGGCAAUCGGAGUGUAAAGUACAGUUUGAUCCCGUCAGGCUUUGCUAGGUGUGUUCAGAUGGAAUAUUAGAUUAGCAUGUAUAUUACUGCUAUCUAAUAGUCACCACACAUUUGCAUGUUUGAACAACAAUGGAGUUCGAUCUCAGCUGUAUUGCUUAAGUGUACACAUGUUUAAUAUGAGAAAUUCUGCAUUUUCUGUGUGUGUAAGAAUUUGUUUGGGAAAG